UCCUCUUUCUACUUAGCAUUUGUCUCUGAGGCCCAGCAGUGCAUGGUAUUCAUGCAGUUCAUAUUAACUGUGUAAAGUGGAAGGAAGAGCUUGAACACUUUUGUUCGAGUUAUUAUCUUAAACUGCAGGCAAAGACGUUUCCACUGACUUUUUCUGUCACACCAGCUACCUCCUUCACAAACAACGCCCUGAGAGAAACAAACUAUGAAUCUUAGAACAGCUGCAAGAGGCUUUGUAGCUUUCCUUCUGUCAGUACCAGCAUUACAGGGUUAUAAUAACUGGGCAGUUAAUUACCCAGUUAGAAAUGUCUGCGGUUUGAGAGGAUCAACAGUUGAAAUCAGCUGCACCUAUAAAUACCCUAAACACCUAAAAGUGGAGAAAAGAUGGUGGUUUACUAAUAUACACAAUGAGCUAGUAGAUCUGAGAGAUGAUACAGACUAUACAGGUCGUAUUGAUUACCACUGUGGAGAGCCCAGGUGUGGGUCCUACAGCUGUACUGGAACUUGUACACUGAUAAUCAAAGGCCUGACACAGAGUGACUCUGCUGAAUACAAGUUUAGGGUUACAACAAACAAAGGAGGGGCAUAUAGUGGUGACCCUGGAGUGAAGUUAUCUGUGACAGAUAUCCAGAUGGAAGUGGUCAUUCGUCCUAGCAGUCUUUACAGGGUACAGCUGGAAUGUCACAGCAUGUGUGAUUCAACCGGUCUUACGUACACCUGGUACAGGAAUGGAAUUCCUCAACAAUAUCAAAGAAGGUUUCUCUGGUUCUACAUUAACUCAGACUACAGUGCUUCAUGUGCUGUUCAAGGAUCCAAACAUCUCACCUCUCCAUCAGUCUACGCUCCAAAGAACCCCUCAGUGAGUGUCAGGAGUCCCUCCGGUGUAAUAAAGGAGGGCAGUUCAGUGACUCUGAGCUGCAGCAGUGAUGCCAACGCAGCAGCUGACUACACCUGGUUCAAGGACAACCAACCUCUGCUCUGGGAACCAAGUCAACCCAGUAGCAGCGAGGCCAACCCAGUAGCAAAGUACACCUGGUCCAAGGUUCCUACAGAUCAUCCCCUCGGACACAGUGUCCAAGGACAACAGCUUUCCUUUCAUCCCAUCCAGUCUUCAGACUCUGGACAGUAUCUCUGCACAGCUGAGAAUGACCUUGGGACAGAAACUUCCUACCCAUUCUCUAUUGAUGUGAAAUAUGGGCCUAAACACACAUUUGUGAUACCAAGUCCCCCUGGUGAAAUAAUGGAGGGCGGUUCAGUGACUCUGAGCUGCAGCAGUGAUGCCAACCCAGCAGCUGACUACACCUGGUUCAAGGACAACCAAUCUCUGCCCUGGGAACCAAGGAGACCUUAUACCUUGGACUCAGUCAGCUCUAAAGACAGGGGAACGUACCGCUGCCACGCAGAGAACCAAUAUGGGUAUCUGGGCUCCAACUCGGUUUUCAUAGAUGUCCUGUACGCUCCAAAGACCCCCUCAGUGAGCGUGAGACCCCCUGGUGAAAUAAAGGAGGGAGGUUCAGUGACUCUGAGCUGCAGCAGUGAUGCCAACCCAGCAGCUGACUACACCUGGUUCAGGGAACAUGGAGGCUCAGUGGAGGAAUUAGGAAAGAACUACACCAUCAGUAACAUCACAACUGAGCUUGGAGGAAAUUAUUACUGUGAAGCUCGUAAUGCAGUUGGACUUCAGAAUUCAACUUUGAUGUUCCUUAAUGUGACAGCCACACCAUCAUCAAUGCCUACAACUGUGGCAGCAGGAACUGUAGCUGUUUUACUGGCCACCAUGCUCCUCGUCAUCUUCCUCUGGAUGAGAAAGAGGGCUUCUAGGAAAGCGCGUGGCCAGGGAGGAAGGCCAGAUACCAGGGAGGAGUCUCCUCCGUGUCCUGUGUAUGACAACGUCUCAGCUCUGACCAAUCGCUCGGCUUCUGCAGCACAGAGAGAACCAAUAGAAGAGCAGGAUGACCCUCACUAUGCCAGCAUCCACAUCUCUCGCUCUAAGAACCAGGAAGUGCCUUGUGGGUUUGCUGGUGUUCUGGUAGAGUCUGAUCAUACAGAGCAGGUCCUUUACUCUGCCAUCAACCUUAAAAGACCCAAGGCUGUCCCUGAAUAAGCACUCUGGAUAGUUCUCGAAAAUAAACUUUGAGGCUUGAGACUUCAUCCUCCAAAGGGACAGCUUGUGGAGGCAAAGGCAAAGCCAUUUAUAAACAUGUACAAUUUACUGAGUUUCUUAACUUCUCUUUUUCACUUCUUCUUUUCACUGAAAGUAAACUGAUGUAAGAUCGGUAUACCACCCUCAAAUAAACAUCCCAGAAAAUGCAUUAUUUUGAUAUAGAAUCAGCAUAACAUUUCUACCAACAAAUUUGUAUUUUAUUGUC
Gadus morhua (Atlantic cod) is the source of this 2368-nucleotide messenger RNA. RefSeq names its product B-cell receptor CD22-like. Bases 205 to 2103 code for a protein of 632 amino acids. Lineage: Eukaryota; Metazoa; Chordata; Actinopteri; Gadiformes; Gadidae. The transcript has 10 exons. The record is from RefSeq and is a predicted model, not a curated record.